Molecule: messenger RNA, 1519 nt
Organism: Zophobas morio
Lineage: Eukaryota; Metazoa; Arthropoda; Insecta; Coleoptera; Tenebrionidae
Product: 3-phosphoinositide-dependent protein kinase 1-like
Exons: 12
Coding region: 1-1497 (498 amino acids)
Biological process (GO): peptidyl-serine phosphorylation; intracellular signal transduction
Molecular function (GO): ATP binding; protein serine/threonine kinase activity
Source: RefSeq, a predicted model, not a curated record
AUGAAUAAUGAGGUUAACUCUUUACAACUGGGGAAGUUGAGCAGUCAACCUACGCAGAUACCAGAACAGAAUGAUCUUAAUUUAACUCACUUGAAAGGUCGUUGUCCUGAGGACUUCGACUUAUUAAGUAUAAUAGGCGAAGGCUCUUAUGCCACCGUUUAUUUAGGUAAAUAUAAAACAAGUGGUAAAUUAUAUGCAGUAAAGGUGCUUGAUAAGCGGCAUAUGGUUAGAGAGGGAAAAGCAAAGUAUGCUGCAGUGGAAAAGGAGGCGUUACGCAAACUUUCACCCCACCCCUACAUCGUUCGCUUAUACUAUACCUUUCAAGAUACUUAUAAACUUUAUUUUGUUCUGGGUUAUGCUAAAAAUGGAGAACUUCUUUAUUACAUUCGCAAAUUGGGAUCUUUUGGGCUCGACUGCGUAAAAUUUUAUUCUGCAGAACUUAUUUUAGCAAUGGAAUAUAUGCAUAGCAAGGGAAUUGUUCAUCGUGAUAUAAAACCUGAAAAUUUAUUGUUAUGCGAGAAUAUGCACUUAAUUUUAGCAGAUUUCGGUACUGCUAAAAUUAUAAGUUUAGUCCAAGAUGACAGCCCUUUAGGACGAGUCUCGUCUUUUGUAGGCACUGCAGACUAUGUUUCACCAGAAUUAUUAAAUUAUAAGCGCACUUCAAUUAGUUCGGACUUGUGGGCCUUGGGCUGCAUUAUAUAUCAACUAAUUGCUGGGUGGCCCCCUUUUCGUGGAGGAACAGAUUAUUUAACUUUCCAAAAAGUUUCGAAUCUGGAUUAUACGAUUCCUGAUGGCUUUCCAGAAGAAGCGGCGGAUCUCAUUAAACAAAUUUUAGUGCUUGAUCCUCAACAGCGACUGGGAAGUAAUUCGAGAGGCGGUUACGAAAAUCUGAAGGGACACAUUUUUUUUGAGGAAGUUUUAUGGGAGCAGUUGCACGAGACGACGCCACCUGAGCUGAAACCAUACUUGCCAUUGGCGGACGGGCCACGUGGGCUGACUUCUGAGAUGAAUGUAGGCGGCGACGGGAUCCUCGCGCACACCGCUAAGAAUUCUUUAACUGCUUCUCUUACGAACGACACUAAUGACUAUCGCCACUACACAGAAGCAGAAGAGUCGAGCAUCGUGCGACGGGCGCUCCUUCUGAAGCGGCAGUCGGAAAUAAACACGUGGUCUCCGUAUGUUCCUGAAGGCGAGCUGAUUGUGUACACUUCCCCAGUCGUGAAGCGUCGCGGCUUUUUCUCGAAGUACCGCCAGUUGAUCCUCACGGACGCUCCGCGACUCAUCUUUGUGAAUUUGGAGAAAAAAUUAAUUACUAAUACACUUACGUGGUCGCAAGAUCUCAAGCCCGAACUGAAAACUUUGAAGACUUUUUUUAUUCACACUCGAAAUCGGACAUAUUAUUUGGAAGAUCCUUCAGGAAACGCUAAAGUUUGGGUGGAUUAUUUAAAUUCUUUUAGUAGACGAAAGACUAUUGAAGUUGUUGGUUUGGAAUUUUAAAAAAGUAAUGAAUGUUGGAAUU